AUGUGGAAUAUUGUGGGGAUUGAAGCGUUUCUUAUGACUACUUUUAUCUAUCUCACAGGUCAAUUUGAACUGCUGUGUGACUCAAUUAGGAACGCCUCACAAAGAGUGACAUACAGACUAAAUCAAAGACAACUUGCUUCAGCUGGCGGUGAUGAUAUCAAUGAACUACACGAUUUUAUGUCGGAUAAGGAGAAAAAAAAUCGGUAUUCGAAUGGAAAUACCGAGUCAAGCAUCAUUCCUGCAAUGGGCGAAAACGCGCAUCCUUUCAAGUCGGAUUCUGCAACGUCCGCAGAAGACGGAAACCUGGCCAACUUAUCUCGACGUCCGUCAAGGCAACAGGAGAGCAUGAUGGUCGAAUUUCGAAUUAAGUACGGAUCUUCUGCUGAUGAAACUCGCAGCCUCAGCAAUCCUUGUACGACUUCGGAUCAUCAGCUGGAGAUGGAGCAGUAUCUUAUGGAAUGCAUCAAGUAUCACCAGAGACUCAUAGAGUUUUCCGAGAACUUAAAUCUACUAUGGCAAACAGUUUUAUUUGUGCAAUUUGUAACAGGGUCCCUGUUGAUUUGCCUCAUUGGACUUCAAGCAAUAUCCAUGCCCCUCGACGGGGACUUUGCGAAGAUGAUGGGAUACUUAACAUCUGUGGUUUUUCUGUUGGGUCUGUACUGCACAUUGGGGUCGAAUUUAAUGACUCAGGUAAGUAUGAUGUGGCAUAAAGGUUUAGGGACUUCUGCGAUCUGGCGGCGUGUGGUGUGCUACCUGUCUCCCAAGUGGCACGCUGUUCCGUUCCAGAAGAAUAUAGUUUUAAUAUUUACCGCCGUGAGCUCCUUAAAUCCCAGGAAACGGCAGUAUAAAUGUUCCAGCUUCGUUGACUAUAUAUACUACAUAUAUUUAUUCCCUAAUAACAUAAAUGUUUACGCCUGUAUUCAUGUAUCUGAGGACGUGAAGGUGGCACAUGAGUGGCGAAACACGCCGCGCAACUCACAGAAACUGUUGAGAGAAUGCAUGUUGUGUGAUGCAAUUCUUUAA
Molecule: messenger RNA, 1023 nt
Organism: Cryptotermes secundus
Lineage: Eukaryota; Metazoa; Arthropoda; Insecta; Blattodea; Kalotermitidae
Exons: 4
Coding region: 1-1023 (340 amino acids)
Biological process (GO): detection of chemical stimulus involved in sensory perception of smell; sensory perception of smell
Cellular component (GO): plasma membrane
Molecular function (GO): odorant binding; olfactory receptor activity
Source: RefSeq, a predicted model, not a curated record